This is a messenger RNA of Seminavis robusta, 1088 nucleotides long. The record is from the annotation of a GenBank genome assembly. Lineage: Eukaryota; Bacillariophyta; Bacillariophyceae; Naviculales; Naviculaceae.
AUGAGAUUUGCAAGGCCGUUGGUUGUGUUUCUUGUGUGGUUGCCUACUCUGGUGUUGGGCCUGAGAGGAAGUCAAUUGCAAAAGAAGAAGUCCAUCGAAGAAGAUGAACCUCGAAAACAAGAAGAAGACCUGCUUUUGGAAGAUGCGGAACCAUACGAACGCACCCUCAAGGAAAUACGAAAUGAGGGAGCUGACUGUGUGGAGUACGACACGGUUCCAUCGUUCAUUAUUGACCAUCCAUUAACGUCUCAAUUCUGCGGUUCCUUCGAAAGCUGUAGCGGCUGCUGCCGCACGUACAGCUGGCUGUUCUGUGAUCCUCACAACGCCUUUCCAGAGAUUCCCUGUGUCUGUGAGAACAGUUGGCUAAACAGUGCUCAGGGAGAUGAGGACGCGGACGAGGACGACACUGAUGGCAAGGAACCGCUUCAAGUUCUUCUACCCACACCCACGAUGCCACCAACGGCUGCGGAGACAAACGUUUCCUUCAUCCUGGCUGUGGGGGGUGAUAAUGCCGUCGUGAGUUCCAAUGCUACAAAUUCCACGAGCAAUAACGCUACAGACAUUGUAUCCAUGGGAAAUGAAGGGUACUUUACCAUUGAGCUAGAGAACUCCAAUACCACUACCAUGAAUGCCACAAACGCAACCAAUCUCACAGACAGCAGCACCCCGGCAACAACAACAACCACGAGUGUUCCAUCCUCAGUCGCUACUGCCAUUCCGACUUCCUCCGCACCCAUUCCCACCCCUCUACCUGCUGGUGCCAUCUCGCCCGAUGCUUGCAGUGCGGGGUCUGCCAUGGUAGAUACCCUGGGUUUUGAUAGCUUUUUCGAAUGCAAAACAUCGUUGGAUUGUGCCAAUCUCGUCCCGGUGGGACGAUCCGGCAUUGCGGAUGAGAACGGAGUUGCCGCUCGCAAGAAGAAUCGAGAAGACGACGAAGAAGAAGAGGACGAGGAGGAUUUCACGGAUAGCCUGGAAGGCGAUGGCAGCGAGCAACUCAUACUGAAUGCGGAAGCAGCUCCUGUUCAGACAUUUUGUUGCUUGGCCAGCAUGUGUCUCUGUGGAGUCCCGCUGGGAGAUUGGACUGGCAA